This is a messenger RNA of Miscanthus lutarioriparius, 4065 nucleotides long. NCBI's taxonomy places the organism in Eukaryota, Viridiplantae, Streptophyta, Magnoliopsida, Poales, Poaceae. The record is from the annotation of a GenBank genome assembly.
AUGGCGGCGGCGAUGACGACGCCAGUGGAGAAGGAGGUGGUCGUUGAUCGGGUGGUGUUCGCGUUGAACGGGCAGCGGUACGAGGUGGCCGGAGUCGACCCGUCCACGAGGCUGCUGGAGUUCAUCCGCACCCAGACGCCCUUCAAGGGCCCCAAGCUCGGCUGCGGCGAAGGCGGUUGCGGGGCUUGUGUUGUCCUUAUAGCAAAGUAUAACCCAAAGACGGAUGAAGUGACUGAAUUUACUGCAAGUUCAUGCCUGACACUUCUUUACACUAUAAAUUUAUGUUCGGUUAUCACUACUGAGGGUCUGGGGAAUAGCCAAGAUGGCUUUCAUGCUGUUCAGGAAAGGAUGUCUGGGUUUCAUGCCUCUCAGUGUGGCUUCUGCACUCCUGGAAUGUGCAUGUCUAUUUUCACUUCCCUUAUCAAUGCUGACAAAUCCAAGAGGCCUGAACCACCAAAGGGGUUCUCAAAACUUAAAGUGUCAGAAGCAAAAAAGGCUUUCUCUGGCAACUUGUGCAGAUGCACUGAUGUUGACUUGGAGGAUUUGGGCCUUAAUAUAUUCUGGAAGAAAGGUGAUAGGAACCCAGAUGUUAGUGAAUUGCCAAGUUACACCCUUGGUGGCGGAGUCUGCACCUUCCCAGACUUUCUAAAAACUGAGCUAAAAUCUUCUCUUGAUCAUCUGAAUAAUCCUUGUAUUGCAGCCUCCAGGGAGGGUUGGUAUCAUCCGAGAAGUAUCAAAGAAUAUUAUGAGUUAAUAAAUUCUUGUCUAUUUAGUGACUCAGUCAAAGUGGUUGUUGGGAAUACUAGCAGUGGUGUACCAGGAUACAAGGAUCAAGACCUCUAUAGUAAGUAUAUUGACAUAGGAGGCAUUCCUGAACUUUCAAAUAUUGUAAGGAGGGAGUCUGGCUUUGAAAUUGGAGCAGCUACAUCAAUCUCUAGAACCAUUGAGAUACUUGAGGAAGAAUGUGAAUCUAUAUCCUCUCCAAAUGGGAGUGUGGUUUUCAGAAAACUUGCGAACCAUAUGAGCAAAGUUGCUACACCUUUCGUUCGUAACACAGCUAGUAUUGGAGGAAACAUAGUUUUGGCACAAAGAUUCCCAUUUCCAUCAGAUAUUGCAACCAUACUCCUCGGUGCUGGUGUAACUGUUUGUCUUCAGGUAGUUGCAGAACGGAGACAAAUUACUUUGGAAGAGUUCCUAGAGCAGCCUCCUAUAGAUGCUACUACUUUACUCCUGAGCAUAUUUAUUCCACACUGGAUUCAAGAUUCUGGGACAAACACAAGUUUGUUAUUUGAAACUUACAGAGCAGCGCCUCGUCCUCUUGGCAAUGCUGUUUCAUAUGUAAAUUGUGCUUUCUUGGGGCAUGCUUCUGUGGAUGAACUAUCAGAUAGUCUUGUUUUGAGUAAUCUGCGGUUGGCUUUUGGUGCAUAUGGAACAGAACAUGCUAUUAGAGCAAAGAAGGUGGAGGAAUUCCUUACUGGUAAAUCACUCACUGCAUCGGUUGUACUUGGUGCAAUUCAAUUACUUAGAGAAACGGUUGUACCAAUGGAGGGAACAUCACAUCCUGAAUAUAGAGUCAGUGCAGCUGUUGGAUAUCUCUUCAGUUUCCUAUCUCCGCUUUCUAAAGGCAUCCCAGAGCCUGGAAAGUCUCUGGCCAGUAGUUCUGCUGAUUCAGCAGAUACAGAUGAUGUCUGCAAUCUGCCAUUAUCAACGCGUCGAGAAACAUUUUCCAGUGACGAUUAUAAACCAGUUGGUGAACCAAUUAAGAAGUAUGGUGUUGAACUUCAAGCGUCUGGGGAGGCAGUAUAUGUGGAUGAUAUUCCUGCUCCAAAGAAUUGCCUCUAUGGAGAAUUUAUUUACAGCACACAACCCCUUGCUUAUGUCAAAAGUAUAAAAUUCAAGUCUUCUUUAGCAUCAGAGAAGAUCAUCUCUUUUGUUUCUGCAAAGGAUAUUCCAAGUGGAGGACAAAAUAUUGGAUCAUCCUUCUUGUUUGGUGACGAACCACUAUUUGGUGAUCCGAUUGCUGAGUAUGCUGGUCAAGCUCUUGGCAUUGUGAUUGCAGAAACACAAAGGUAUGCUGACAUGGCAGCCAAGCAGGUUAUUAUUGAAUAUGACACAGAAGAUUUGAGCCCACCGAUCAUAACUGCGGAGCAAGCAGUGGAAAAGAGUAGCUACUUUGAUGUCCCCCCAGAAUUGUAUCCUAAAGAAGUUGGUGAUGUUUCCAAGGGCAUGGCAGAAGCUGAUCACAAGAUCCCAUCAACAGAAGUAAAACUUGCCUCUGAGUACUACUUCUACAUGGAAACGCAGACAGCACUAGCAGUUCCAGAUGAGGAUAACACUUUGGUAGUCUACAGUUCGUCACAGUACCCUGAACUUGCACAAAGUGUCAUAGCAAGGUGCCUAGGUAUUCCAUUCAGCAAUGUGCGUGUCAUUACAAGAAGGGUUGGAGGAGGCUUCGGUGGAAAGGCAUUCAGAUCAUUCCAAGUUGCAACAGCAGCUGCACUUUGUGCGUACAAGUUACGACGCCCUGUACGAAUGUACCUUAAUCGCAACACUGAUAUGGUUAUGAUUGGUGGUAGGCACCCAGUGAAAGCUCAUUAUUCUGUCGGAUUCAAGUCUGAUGGGAAAAUUACGGCCUUGCAUCUAGAUUUAUUAAUUAACGCUGGGAUAUCUCCAGAUGCAAGCCCCAUGAUACCAGGCACUAUUAUAUCUAGUGUCAAGAAGUACAACUGGGGUGCUCUGUCAUUUGACAUCAAGCUCUGCAAAACAAAUAAUUCAUCUAAAUCUGUAAUGCGUGCUCCUGGAGAUACACAAGGCUCUCUAAUUGCAGAUGCUGUAAUUGAGCAUGUUGCGUCUGUCCUGUCAGUGGAUGCGAACAGCGUGAGGGAAAAGAAUUUUCACACCUAUGAUACCCUUCAGUUGUUCUACCCAGAUAGUGCGGGCGAAACUUCUACGUACACAUUGCAUUCUAUUUUUGAUAGGUUGGCCGCAACUUCAAGCUACCUGGAUCGAGCUGAAUCCAUAAUGAAAUUUAACAGUAACAACAAGUGGCGGAAACGGGGCAUCUCUUGUGUACCCCUCAUUUUCAAAGUAGAGCCAAGGCCGGCCCCAGGAAGGGUUUCUGUGCUCAAUGAUGGCUCCAUAGUGGUGGAGGUUGGAGGAAUUGAAAUAGGGCAAGGUCUGUGGACAAAAGUACAGCAGAUGACUGCCUUUGCUCUGGGAAAAUUGUGGCCUGAUGGAGGUGAAAGUCUUCUUGAGAGAGUGCGUGUUCUACAGGCUGACACCUUGAACUUAAUACAAGGUGGGCUUACUGCUGGCAGCACUUCUUCUGAAUCUAGUUGUGCAGCCACCCUUCAGGCAUGCAAUAUGCUGUUUGAUAGAUUAAAGCCAGUCUUGGAUAGGCUGCAGCAGCAAUCAGAAAAUGUCUCAUGGGAUACUUUGAUUUCUCAGGCCUCUAAAGAUAAUGUUAAUUUAUCUGCAAGUGCGUACUGGGUACCUGGCCAAGUUUCUAAUAAGUACCUUAACUAUGGAGCUGGUAUAAGUGAGGUGGAGAUUGAUCUUCUUACAGGAGCAAUUACUUUAAUAAGGGGCGAUCUUGUGUAUGACUGUGGGAAGAGUUUGAACCCUGCGGUGGACUUGGGACAGAUUGAAGGUUCCUUUAUACAGGGAAUUGGUUUUUUCGUAUAUGAAGAGUAUAUUACGAACAGUGAUGGCCUGAUGAUUAGCAACAGCACAUGGGACUACAAGAUCCCAACUGUCGACAUAAUCCCAAAGCAGUUCAAUGCUGAGGUGCUGAACACUGGAUACCAUAAGAACCGUGUGCUUUCUUCGAAAGCUUCUGGUGAACCUGCCUUGGUUCUUGCCUCAUCCGUUCAUUGUGCACUGAGAGAAGCUAUCCGGGCAGCAAAAGUGGAGUUUGCAAUCAGUACUGUAUCUGGACGCUCACCGCUGGAAUUUCAGAUGGAUGUCCCUGCACCAAUGACACUGGUGAAAGAACUGUGUGGUUUAGAUAUUGUGGAGAAGUACUUAGAAUGUCUAUCUACCUAUGAACGUGCGGCUGGGGCGUAA